AUGCCUUGGCUACGAUGGUCUCCGUGUCUGCUCCUCACUCUCUGUUUUUUGUCUAUCACCGGUUCGGUUCACGUGGUUAGAGCUCAAAAUCGAACCGGAGCCACUACUCAUCCCGACGAAGCGCAUGCUUUAAACUCCAUCUUCGCGACAUGGAAUAUCCGGGCGUCGAGUCAAUGGAACAUCACCGGCGAGCUUUGCUCCGGCGCCGCCAUCGACAGCUCUGUCACCGUCGAAAACCCUUCCUACAACCCUAUAAUCAAAUGCGACUGUAAUUUCGUCAACUCCACAAUAUGCCGCAUCACAGCCCUGAAAGUUUUUGCGAUCGAUGUUGUUGGAACUAUACCUGACGAGCUCUGGACUUUGGAAUACCUCACAAAUCUGAACUUGGCUCAAAAUUUUCUGUCAGGACCUUUGUCGCCUGCAAUUGGAAACCUGACUCGAAUGGAGUGGAUGACUUUUGGGAUCAAUGCGUUGUCUGGCCCUGUUCCUAAAGAAAUCGGUUUGCUUACGAAUUUGAAAUCACUUAGCAUAAGCUCAAAUAACUUUUCCGGUUCUAUACCACCAGAGAUUGGGAGUUGUACAAAACUACAACAAAUCUACAUAGAUAGUUCAGGACUUAGCGGAGGAAUACCUUCAUCAUUUGCUAAUCUUGUGGAGCUCGAAACAGCUUGGAUUACGGAUCUAGAAGUCACAGGUCGUAUACCGGAUUUUAUAGGAAAUUGGAUCAAACUUACUACCUUGAGAAUUCUCGGAACUGGUUUUAGUGGUCCAAUACCGUCGUCGUUUUCUAACUUAACUGCUUUGACAGAACUGAGGCUAGGUGAUAUAUCCAAUGGAAGCUCUUCUCUUGAAUUCAUCAAAGACAUGAAAGCUCUAAGUAUAUUAGUAUUGAGGAACAGCAAUCUCACAGGGACAAUACCAUCUAAUUUUGAAGAAUACUCAAGUUUGCAACAAGUUGAUUUAAGCUUCAACAAACUACAUGGAUCAAUACCGGCUUCACUUUUUAACUCAAGUCAAGUUACUCACUUGUUUCUGGGGAACAACACGUUGAAUGGUUCCUUGCACAAUCAAAAGAGCCAGUCUUUGAUAAAUAUAGAUGUGUCGUACAACAAUUUGUCUGGAACUCUUCCUUCAUGGGUCAGCUUACCAAACUUGAAACUCAACCUAGUUGCUAACAACUUCACACUGGAAGGUCUUGACAACAGGGUUUUACCAGGACUGAGAUGCAUGCAGAAGAACUUCCCCUGCAAUCGAGGCAAAGGAAUAUAUUCUGACUUCUCGAUCAACUGCGGAGGUCCAGAGAUAAGGUCUGUUACCGGAGCACGCUUUGAGAAAGAAGACGAGGAUCUUGGACCAGCUUCUUUCUUCGUGAGUCCUGCUCAGAGAUGGGGAGCAAGUAGUGUAGGACUUUUCGCCGGAAGUAGCAAUAACACGUACAUAGUUAACUCACAAUCACAAUUCAUCAACACUUCGAACUCAGAGCUUUUUCAAUCAGCAAGACUCUCUCCAUCUUCCCUAAGGUAUUAUGGGUUAGGGCUGGAGAAUGGAGGCUACACUGUAACACUUCAGUUUGCUGAGAUUCAAAUCCGAGGCUCUAACUCUUGGACAGCUCUUGGAAGACGACGUUUUGACAUUUAUGUCCAGGGAAGACUUGUUGAAAAGGACUUUGACGUACGCAGAAAUGCUGGUGGCUCUGCUGUUAGAGCAGUUCAGAGAGAUUAUAAAGCAAAUGUAACUGAAAACUACCUCGAGAUUCAUCUGUUUUGGGCUGGGAAAGGAACAUGUUGUAUUCCUAAUCAAGGGGUUUAUGGGCCAUUGAUAUCAGCUAUUAGUGCAACACCAGAUUUUACACCAACUGUGAGCAAUAGGCCACCAUCAAAGGGAAAGAACAGGACUGGUGUUAUUGUUGGUGUCAUUGUUGGUGUUGGACUUUUGAGCAUCUUUGCGGUUGUGGCUAUCUUCAUCAUUCGAAAACGAAGAAACCCGUACACAGACGAUGAAGAGCUACUUGGUAUGGAGAUAAAGCCUUACACUUUUACUUACUCGGAACUUAAAACUGCAACUAAAGAUUUCGAUCUCUCAAACAAGCUUGGAGAAGGAGGAUUUGGACCUGUUUAUAAGGGAAACCUCAAUGAUGGAAGAGAAGUAGCUGUGAAGCAGUUGUCCGUUGGAUCACGGCAAGGGAAAGGACAGUUUGUUGCAGAAAUCGUAACGAUUUCUACAGUUUUACAUCGCAACCUAGUAACACUUUACGGUUGCUGCUUUGAAGGAGAUCAUCGUUUGCUAGUAUAUGAGUAUCUCCCUAAUGGAAGUCUCGAUCAGGCACUAUUCGGGGAUAAGAAGAGUUUACAUCUUCAUUGGUCAACACGUUUUGAGAUAUGCCUAGGAGUAGCCAGAGGUCUAGUCUAUCUCCACGAGGAGGCUAGGGUUCGUAUAGUGCACAGGGAUGUGAAGGCCAGCAACAUUCUUCUUGACUCCGAACUUGUCCCAAAAGUUUCCGAUUUCGGUCUUGCUAAGCUUUACGAUGACAAGAAAACCCACAUAAGUACCGGAGUUGCAGGAACAAUUGGAUAUCUUGCGCCAGAGUAUGCAAUGCGUGGACAUCUAACGGAGAAGACAGAUGUGUAUGCCUUUGGUGUUGUGGCUCUUGAGCUAGUGAGUGGAAGGCCAAACUCUGAUGAGAAUUUGGAGGAUUCGAAAAGAUAUCUUAUUGAAUGGGCAUGGAAUCUACACGAGAAAGGUCGUGAAGUCGAGCUUAUAGAUGAGAAGCUAAGUGUGUUCAACAAGGAAGAAGUGAAGCGUGUGAUUGGCAUUGCUCUGUUAUGCAUACAAUCGUCUUAUUCCUUGAGACCACCGAUGUCACGAGUGGUGGCCAUGUUGACCGGUGAUGUUGAGGUCAGUGAUGUCGUUUCUAAACCGGGCUACCUAACCGACUGGAGAUUUGAUGACAUCACCACCACUACUACUACUUCUCGAAGUGGCUUUGAAACCAAAGAGACAGGUGCUUAUAAUGGCUCCAAGAUGUCACUAGGAAGCAUAGAUUCUCAGCCAAUGCUUGGAGCCAGUAUCAAUUUAGGAAGAUGA
This is a messenger RNA of Microthlaspi erraticum, 3084 nucleotides long. The record is from the annotation of a GenBank genome assembly. Lineage: Eukaryota; Viridiplantae; Streptophyta; Magnoliopsida; Brassicales; Brassicaceae.